This is a messenger RNA of Cyphomyrmex costatus, 845 nucleotides long. It is a transcript of the gene mRpL30, whose product is annotated as mitochondrial ribosomal protein L30. Gene Ontology annotation, biological process: translation. Lineage: Eukaryota; Metazoa; Arthropoda; Insecta; Hymenoptera; Formicidae. Gene Ontology annotation, cellular component: large ribosomal subunit; mitochondrion. The transcript has 4 exons. The record is from RefSeq and is a predicted model, not a curated record. Gene Ontology annotation, molecular function: structural constituent of ribosome. Bases 92 to 670 code for a protein of 192 amino acids.
UAUGCACAAUGCACGUAAUAAAUUACUAAAAAGUUAGGAUUGUGUGAUAUUACGUAUAAUAAAUAAAAAUAAACGCGAGUAUAAAAGGACAAUGUUUACCUGCAAUGUGACAACUAAACUGACUGGUGCACCUACUUUCUUAAAUUUCGUACGUCAUAUGACCGUCUUUAUGAGACGGAGAAUUAGGUAUAAAGAUGCAAAGGGUAACCCCGAGGGGAUAAAAUAUGAACAUGUUACAUAUUUUCCAAGACAUCCAAAUCAUGUUGAUCCAUCAUUCGAACCGAGCAAGUUGUUGUUAGUGACACGAGUAAAACCUUUUGCGGGUAAUCCAUGGUGGGAGAAAAGGAUGCUCAAAAAUAUAGGUUUCGAUGAUGAGCCACACAAAAAUGAUCCAGUGAUCGUAAAAAACGCACCAGACGUAUGUGCCAUGCUCUGGAAGAUAAAGCAUUUAGUAAAGAUCGUUCCCAUAAAGUUGCCCGACAAAUUGCCAACGCCGGACGAUCUAAAUGGCACAUAUUUACACGAGAAUGGCACGUUUUAUGUUGUACCGAAAGUAGAUCCUAUUCGCGAAGAAGCCGUGGAACAGUUUAUAAACAAUCCAAAGAAGCUGAAUCGUGAUAUUAUACAAGAGAAACUCAGGCUUAAGUGGUUAGAAGGAAGCUUGAUGUAAUUGAAUUAGAUAUAAUACAAAUAAAUAUUUGUUAAUAAGUCAUUGAUAUGAAUCUAUCAAUGGAGGAACCUUUAAAAUAAUCCUUUGGUAAUCCUCGGUGAAAUUCCCUUCCUGAGUAAAAACUUUCGAAAUAUUCUGUAUAGUAGUAACAAGAAAUUUAGUCUGUUAGAAGCAG